Messenger RNA from Medicago truncatula (barrel medic), 1329 nucleotides. RefSeq names its product protein THYLAKOID FORMATION1, chloroplastic. Gene Ontology annotation, cellular component: chloroplast thylakoid. Lineage: Eukaryota; Viridiplantae; Streptophyta; Magnoliopsida; Fabales; Fabaceae. Gene Ontology annotation, biological process: photosystem II assembly; photosynthesis; protein import into chloroplast thylakoid membrane. The coding region runs from base 213 to 1124 and encodes 303 amino acids. The record is from RefSeq and is a predicted model, not a curated record. The transcript has 5 exons.
GACAAAAAUUUGAACAUGACACGAAAUGGAUAAGCUUUUGAUAUUGAUUUUCCAUGUAAUCCACAUAAACCUCACUUUCCUAAUGACAACAAUCACACACACUCAGUCACAUAAGCAACUUUCCCUCUGAAUUUUCAUUCAUUUUUCUCCCUAAAUAAAUCUCAUUCUAUGCCGGAAAAUUUCUGAUUCCGGCCACCACCGUCUAAAUUCCGAUGGCCGCCGUAACUUCUUCUUUCUCAUUCUCAACACUCACUCAAUCUUCUCAGAGGAAAUUAACCACACUUUCUUCCACUCGCUUCUUUGGUUCCGAUUCAGAUGCAGUUCGGUUUCGUUUCAGCAUAUCGUUGCGCUAUGUUGGAGUUGUUCGAACUUCCAAUUUCGUUUCCAAAUUGGUUGUUCGGUGUUCCUCUUCUGUGUCAGACCCUCCAACUGUUUCUGAGACAAAGUUAAAUUUUCUCAAGGCAUAUAAGCGACCGAUACCUAGUAUCUAUAACUCCGUGCUACAGGAGCUCAUUGUCCAGCAACAUUUGAUGAGAUACAAGAAGUCAUACCGUUAUGAUCCUGUAUUUGCUCUUGGCUUUGUCACUGUAUAUGACCAACUCAUGGAAGGGUAUCCUAGUGAUGAGGACAGAGAUGCCAUCUUCCAAGCAUACAUUAACGCAUUGAAGGAAGAUCCAGCCCAAUACAGAGUAGAUGCACAGAAGUUAGAAGAGUGGGCUCGUGCUCAAAAUGCGACUUCUCUGAUUGAGUUUUCAUCUAGAGAAGGAGAAGUUGAGGGGACUUUAAAGGAUAUUGCAGAAAGAGCUGGUGGAAAUGGGGAUUUCAGUUAUAGUCGUUUCUUUGCAGUCGGCCUUUUUCGACUUCUUGAGUUAGCAAAUGCAAUGGAACCAACAAUUUUGGAAAAGCUUUGUUCGGCUUUGAAUAUCAACAAAAAAAGUGUUGAUCGAGAUUUGGACGUGUAUCGCAAUCUACUUUCUAAGUUGGUACAAGCUAAAGAGCUGCUAAAGGAAUACAUCGACAGGGAGAAGAAGAAAAUAGAAGAAAGGGCUGAACCACAAAAGGCUAAUGAGGCCAUAUCAAAAUGUUUGGGACAAGAGCAGUUUUCUAACAUGAUCACCAGAUAAAAAUUUGGUUUCCUCGACUCACCUUUUGUUCGUUCUGGGAAACUGAUAUCAGAAUGGGGCACUUUCAUGAUAUUGGUUUUGCAUAAUGUAUUUAUUGUAUCUUUUGUUGUAUCAAGUUAUACUCAAUUAAUUCACACGUUCAAUACAAUUUUAUAUAAUUCAUAUGUUCGGUCGCGUACCUGAAUAAUGAAUUGGAUUUUCUACA